CGUUCCAAUUAAUGAACGAUCGAUGCAACAGCAGUUCAAGCUUAGCAACAGAGAGUUGAUUAUGUGGCACCUUAUUUGUGAAAACUAAUCUCCUUCAUCGAAGAUAGCUCGUCUGCUUUUGAUUUGUGGCACAUUGGUGCUGACGAGCUUGGAUGUCUUUGGCUGACAUUAGCUAGAUUGACUGGAUCAAAAGACUGGUUUGAUUAGGCUAAUUUAGCUAUUUUAAUGGUCUAAUGUUAAGGCUAGGUUAAACUAGCGCGAAUUAACAUGGGCAAAGUAAAGGGGGAUAGCAAACAGGGGGAUAGCAAAAACAAGAUUAGUAGUAUUGCGGCACAUGUACCCGAUUUGGUCGUCUACAGUGACUUCAGGAGGAUACCUUAUGUGGAACACUUCAAUGGCGUGUUAUUAUUUGCAGAUGUGUCAGGGUUUACUGCAUUAACUGAGAGAUUCAGUAUGUGCAGCAAGAAGGGCUAUGGAGCUGAUGAGUUGACCCGCACUCUCAACAGCUACAUUGGAGAUAUAGUAUCCCAUAUCUUGGCUGCAGGAGGAGAUAUUCUAAACUAUGCGGGGGACGCCAUUUUGGCUCUGUGGACAGUGGAGCGAUCACGAAUCAGUGAGCUCAUCUCUAUGGUUGUCAAAUGCGGCCUUAACAUUCAGGACAACUGUGGUGUUCGAGAGACAGAUGUCGGCUCAGUGUUGCGAGUUAAAAUAGGCAUAUCAGCGGGAAAACUGUCUAAAGUGAUCAUGGGAAAUGAAGAGAAUCGGUACUUUGUGGUGAUUGGACGAGCUGUGGAUGAGGUGCGGCUGGCUGAGGGAUUGGCUGUCGCUGGCAACAUCAUCCUGUCGCCUAAUGCCUGGGAGCUGUGUGACCGAGCCAACAUAGCAGUUGACCACUUUGAGGAUGAACGUGCUGUGAAGGUGCGAUACAUCAAGCGGGACCCAACUUUUUCUGUGGAGAAAUAUAUGGAAUCCGUUGGCAACAAUGUGGAGCAUGAAGACAAGAUUCAGGGUUGUGUGAGAAAAGCCUCCAGACUGAUGCCCAAUGAGGAGCGUGAAAAGUUUCUUCAGAAGUACAUCAUGAAGACUGUACUGCAGAAGAUCGAUGCCAACCAGCCCUUGGAGUACCUGUCGGAGAUGAGGCCGGUCACUAUUGUGUUUGUCAACCUGCAGUUCAAAGGCACUGAGGCCGAUGCCGAGCAGUGCCUGGCCAUCCACGUGGCCGCCAUCGGCCUCAGCAAGCAGAUGGUCAAGCACCACGGCCGAAUCAACAAGGUGUUCAUGUUCGACAAGGGCUGUACGUUUCUGUGUUUGUUCGGCCUGCCUGGGGACAAGCGGGAGGACGAGAGCACCCAUGCCCUGCAGGCGGCCUACGGUGCCUGCGAGUUCUGCCAGAAGGAGAUCCGGAGCUUAAGGACGGUCUCUGUUGGAGUGACCACAGGGCCUGUCUUCUGUGGAGUUGUGGGGCAUAAAUUCAGGCAUGAGUAUACAGUGAUUGGUAAGAAGGUGAACCUGGCGGCACGUCUGAUGAUGCACUACCCCGGCAUGGUGUCAUGUGACAGAGAGACGCACCACUACUCCAGACUACCCCAGGCCUACUUCACUGAGCUGCCCAAGAAGGCCAUGAAGGGGGUCAGAGACCCCGGGCCCAUCUACCAGUUCACCACCAGGAAAGUCAGGAUAACUGUCGGUCAGUCCCCCAUGUCCGUGGAGAGACAGAAAGAGUAUACACUUCUCGGUCGGGAGAAAGAGAUGGAGCUUUACUCCAGAAUGGUGAAGAGCUUCCUGGAGGGCAGAGCCUCAGACACACACACCUACAACAACGUUGUGAUCUUCGGAGGCGGCAGCGGCUACGGCAAGAGCCAUCUCUUGGCUGAAGUGGUCUACAGAGCCAGCAGGGGAAGCCUCAGAGUGAUGCCCUGUGAGUUGGCCAAGACAGACAUCCAUCAGCAGAACUACACGCUGCAAACUCUGCUGGCCCUCCUGCUCACCGUGGAGACGUGCAAGAACUUCGCAGAGCGCGAGAAGGUCAUCCUAUCCCAGAUCGAGCAACCGGACAUGAGGGAGAACCUCUGCCUGCUCAACGAGAUCCUCCUGGUCAAGUUCCCUGUUUCAAACAGAGUCUCACUCAUGGACAACGAGACUCGUGAGAAGGAGACCAAAGACUUCAUCAUGCAGCUUUUCUGCCACAUGGCGAGGCGGAGCCUGUGCGUGUACGUCAUCGACCAGGCGCACUUCGUGGACAGCCCGUCGUGUUGCUUCCUGUUGGAGGUGUGCGAGGCGGCGCACAUCCUGCUCUUCCUGUCCGUGCUGCUCGAGAGCGAGUGCAACCCCGAGCUGCUCCGCCUGCUGCGCGCCCCACGCACCGUCUACCACAAGCUGACCAGUCUCGAGCCCUCCGUCAUCGCACAGCUCGCCUGCCAGAUCCUGGGCGUCGUGCGCAUCCCCACCGAAGUGGAGCUUUUCCUGGUGGAGAGGAGUCACGGGGUGCCGUACUACUGCGAGGAGCUGCUCAAGAGCCUCUACCUGAGCCGCAUGGUCUACAUCUCGGAGGUGGAGGAGAGCGAGGAGUGCAGGGAUGUGGAGCUGCUCUUCCCAGGCCCUAGUGUGGAGGUGCCCAUCCCCUCCAGCAGAACCAGCUCAGAGGAGGAGAUCAGGAAGAAGUCCAUGGGACUGGACACACAAGAGAACACAUCCUCCCUGAAGUGCCGGAAGAUUGCUGCACUGGACGAGUCCGCUAGUGAGAGGCUGAACUUAGUGUGCUUGACCAACGAAGGAGCCAAAUUCCACCAGAUUCCCAUCCCGCUCACCUUAAGAGGUAUGGCCCUUGCCCACCUGGACCAGCUGCUGCCCAACGAGCAGAUGGUGGUGAAGUGCGCGGCCAUCAUCGGUCACACCUUCACCACGCAGAUGCUGACUCACAUCCUGCCCGAGCUGACCGAGGACAAGCUCAACGACACGCUGGUGUCGCUCUUCAAGGCCGGCACCUUCGUCUGCGGCUCGCAGCCCGAGCACUUGGUCGACCUGAGCCUGGUCGACGAGAAGUACAUGCUCAGCUGCUACUGCGACCAGCAGGCCCCGGCCAGGAGGGUCGAUGAAGAUGAAGAUGAGGAGGACAAGGAAGAGACGCCGGGCCAGGCGUCGGAGGGCGGCAUGUGGCGCUGCGAUGUGAUGCGCUUCCGCACAACGCUGGUGAAGGAGACGGCGUACGACCUGUGGCUGCAGGAGCAGCGGCGCGACUUCCACGGCGAGUGUGCCGCCUACCUGCUGAAGCGCGCCCACCGCUGCGUCCACUGCCCCACCGACGAGUUCGUCUUCGGACACAAGGCCGCCGUGGGCGCCGCCAUCAUCGAGAUCAGCGGCGUGCUCAACGUGCAGGUGUCCUGCGAGAAGGCCCUGCUGGACAUCCAGAAGAACCCCGAGCACCUUGGCCCACGACGAGGAACCAUCAUGAUCCCUCCCAAGUCUACGCUGGAGUCUGGAGAUGUGGAGAAAACUCUUGCUGUUCUGGAUGCCAUCAUUCAGGACCACCAGCAGGGGGCGAAGCUGAGCAGGUGGUGCUGCUGUGACCAGGUGCUGGAGGUGGUGCUGAUCCCCAUGGCGCGCCACUGGAUAGGUGUGGGCGACGUGCCCAAGGCCCUCUACUACCUGCUGGAGUCGUCCGCCGCCUGCAUCUACCUGUCUUAUAACUUCAGGGCUUUGUCCUACCUGAAUGAGAUUCAGACCAUACUGGACAAUGUGAAGUCUGGGAGGUCUGCAUUUGACACAGCGAUGAAGGGCAGAAUGAGGGUCUGCAAAUUUGAGAAGGCCUUAGCGUACCGCCUGAAAGGACAGGUGUUGUUCAACACGGGUCAGAUUAAGGAGGCGGAGGCCAUGUUCACCAAGGCCCUACGGCUACUGGGCAGGCGGCUGCCCAUGACGCCCGUCAUCGCUGCCGUCAAACUCGUCUACGAGAGGAUGAGGAAGCUGAGGCUCCGCUCACAGGAACUCGAGAGACCUGAGGAGAAGAGAUUAGCGUUUCUGCACGAGCAAAUCAACUGCUUGUCCUUCAUGUGGAAGAUCAGCUGCAUCAAGAGGGUGCCACAGAUUGACCGUGCCAUGCUGGCCAUCACCAUGGAACAGAACACAGCCACCUUGACCUCUCAACAGGAUAGGGUGGUCUUCUCCAUUCUGGACUUGCACCGGUUCAGCCAGAGCUGUGGUCAGGAGGAGGAGUGUAAGCGUUAUGAGCGGCAGCUCUUUGAGCUGUUGGCCCAGCUGCCCGACACCACCGAGGCCUACACACUCAUCUCCCACUUCAUACGCAACCUCUGCAUCAUCCGCCUCUGUGAUGGACAUCUAGAGGAGGCCAUCCAGUAUGGUGCACACACCGCUCCUAGUGUGAGCAGCAAUAACUCUCAGCACACCGCUCCUAGUCACACCGCUCCUAGUGUGAGCAGCAAUAACUCUCAGCACACCGCUCCUAGUACGGUGGUGUGUGUGUGUUCACCCCCCAGGUACAACAUGUGUGUGCAGGUGACCAUGCGUCUGGAGCGCCUGAGCAACACUAGAGGGGUCAGCACUGGUAAAGGCUGGUUCUACAUGUCCUGCUUGAACUGCAUGCUCUACGCUGGUUUUCUGGUCAGACAUCUGGAUGAGUGCCUGAUGUUUGUGCAUGAGUCCCAAUCUGACCCCUGUCUGCUGGCUGACCAAGGGCUGAUGUUCACUCUGUACUCAGCAGUCUGUCUCUGGUACGUGAGGCUGGGUGACUGGCCGCAAGCGCGUCUAUUUUACACCAAGGCGACUAAUGUGUACCGUGAGGCACCGUCCAGCCUGUUGGCCAUCGGUGGCAACGUCAUGUUCCUGGAGCUGCGGGUGCUGCUGUUCAGGAAAGCCCUGUUGGAGAACAACGCGCACAUCCAGGACAUCUACCGCAGAGCACUCAAGUGCUUUGCUGAGUUCAGACAGCGCUUCAGAGGCAACCAGCUGUACCAGCCGCGGCUGCUGCACCUGCAGGCCUACAUGAACCAGCUGGCAGGCCACAGGAGCACAGCCACGCAGCUGCUGCACAGGGCCCUGCUGCUGUGCGACGCGCAGGGCAACAAGCUGGAGAGGAGCUGGAUCCAGCAGAGCCAGGCUGCCUGGGAGGCCCAGUUUCGGCAGGACCAACAGAAGAAGUUCCAGGCCUCCUGGCUCAUCGCCACACUGACCAUGCCCAUAUGGGACGAGUUGUACCCGCCGUCGCUGGACGAGCUCCUGGAGCAUCGCUACGUGCUGACCGUGCCCAGACGGCGCUUGACCGCCAAGGUGUCCGCUGUGCUCCAGCCAUUCACCGUGACGGAGGAGGAGCCGCACAGGGACACGAGGGACUCCGAGACGCACGUGCAACGGGCGAAAGGCUCAGAUACCUCCACAAGAAUUUCUGACACACGGGGGAAAACACCUCACAGCGAGAGAGAUUCCAAGGCGGGGGGUGCACAGACGGCUCUGAGAGAGAUUCCAAGACGAGGGUGCAGCAGGCAAACGGCUCAGAGACCUCCAGGGAAACCCCCGAGACACAGAUGA
Molecule: messenger RNA, 5541 nt
Organism: Alosa alosa (allis shad)
Lineage: Eukaryota; Metazoa; Chordata; Actinopteri; Clupeiformes; Clupeidae
Product: adenylate cyclase type 10-like
Biological process (GO): intracellular signal transduction; cyclic nucleotide biosynthetic process
Cellular component (GO): cytoplasm
Molecular function (GO): protein binding; adenylate cyclase activity
Source: RefSeq, a predicted model, not a curated record